AUGGCUUUGUUCCCUUCCGAGGCCGAGGCCAAGUCAUGGACGACGAUUUCGCAGGUGACCCGGUUCGUUCGCGUCCCAGAGCCCGUCUUCAACGCUGUGGCGGCGCACUUGGGGCAGUUCCAGGAUCGCAUCCGUCUGCUGUCUAUCAUUCCCCAAGUGAUGUUGCAUUGCGCAAUCUUGGCCACUCAGGUGCCGGUGGAGGGCUCAGCCACAGAAGGAGAACAAACCAUGCGCGGCAUCAACCCGCUCGAGGCAAGCCAGGUGGGCCUAGUCUGGCGCAUCAGCCGGCGCAUCUCUUGGGUGGCCAGCGGCAGUGGGUGGGAAGAUUUCGUUGACGUCGAUCCCUUCGUUGCCCCGCAGGUUUCCUCGGCGCCGGUUGUGUCCUUCCCGGAUGCCCGCGUCCCUGCUGGGUCUGCGACCAAGGGCAGGGUCGUCAAGUUGGCGCUGGUGCUCGACCAGGGUGACGACGGCGAAGUCAAGGUCGCAGAGAACGACCAGUAUGAAAAGGGCGCGCGGGCGGACAAAUUCCGCGCGUGGUUCCCCACGGGCGGCGGCUCCUACACGGCCAAGGAGCUCCCGGGGCCAGAGAACCUUCAGCAGUGGGAGUCCUCGUGGAGAGUGUUCGCGGCAGCGCGCCUCAUGAUCAUGCCUGUGACCCGCCCAGCGCUCGAGUUGUGCGCGGAGAAGAUCCGCCAGCUCGUGCAGCUCUGGCCAGAGUGUUGGCAUUUGAUCGUCAUGGCAGACGACCAGAUGCGCGCCGAACACCUGCACCGUGUUUGGCGCAAGUACGAAACCGAACUCCAGGCCUUCUCGGACUCCCGCGUGCGGCGCCGCGCUGCUGCGUGGGUGUCCCGCGGCGGCCGCGGCGUCCUCCGCGCGACCGAGGAGGAGGCCGCGGUGGCCCACCUGCCGGGCGGCCUCGCGGCCGUGGCGCCACCGACAGAGCAGCCCACCAAGCGUCGCAAGACCAAGGCGGAGAAGAAGGCCGCCCGCAGGGGGCAGCCCCAGCAGCAGCCGUCGGGAAACGGUGGCCCCCCGCCGGCGGCGCCCCGCGCCUCGGCGGGGGGGCCGCGCACAACCGAGAUCCAGAUCUGCAAGAACUGGAACCACGGCAACCCCAAGAACGAGUGCGGCAAGCUGGGGGCCCCCUCCACUUGCCCGCAGGGCCGGGUGCGCAAGUGCAGCACGUGCGGGGGCCCCUCGCACAAGGCCCCCAGCGGCGUCCCCAUCCGCGUGGGCCUUUGGGGCAGCGCCCUGGUCCGGCAGCUGCCCGGCCACGCCGGCGCUCCAGCCGGGCACCCAGCUGCCCCUCCGCGUCUCGCAGAGCUCGCGCGCCCAGCGCCGGCCGCCGCGGCCCCCGCCUCGCAGCGAGCCCGCCGCGAGCUCGAAAACGCAUUGUGCGUCGGCGGCCUGCGCUGCGCUGCUGCCGCGGUGGCCCGGUUGCCGCGCCUGUGCGCGCUGGGCAAGGAAGUGGCUGCUCUCUACGAUCGAUGGAUCUCGGAGCGGCCAGGCGCCUUCGCCGUUGUCCAGCAUUUCGGCGACAGGACAUACGCUGGCCCAGAGCGCGAGCUCGUCGAAAAGUGGCUGCGGCUGCGGGGGCACCUCGGCGCCCGCGCGGAGGCGCCGGCGGAACCCGAGUGGGGGAUGCCGUCUCCGCUGCAGGCCGAGCUCCUGCACUCGCGGUUGCAAGCAGGCGGCGACCCGGAGACUUGCCUGCGCGACUGGUGCCGGACAGGCGCGCCGCUUGGCGUGGAUGCGCCCAUUCCCUUUUGCGGCAUCUUCCCGGUCCUGCCGCAGUCAGACAUCGAGCGCCACGACGGUGGCUUGGACAUGGGCUUGGCGCAAGGCGUGUUCAACUAUCAGUCAAUGGCCGACGACCCAGAGGCUGCUGCUUCCGAAGUGCACCGCUACUUCGCCAAUGAUUUCGCAGUCUCAAUCACGGAGUCCACGGCCUUGCAGAGGUUCCCGGGUGGAUCGGUCUCCAAGAUGGCGCUGCUGACCAGGGUCAAGCCAGGCGCGACAGUCAAGCGGCGCAUCAUUGUUGAUUUGAAACGGAGCAAGCCCGUUCCUGUCAACAGCCGUGCCCGGGUGCCAGAGCGGCCAGUGCUCCCGCGAAUCUGCGACGUCAUCCAGGAUGCCCGGGCUCUCGCUUGCGGCGCGGCGCCGUCCAUGCACGGCGACGAGAGCUGCGACAUGGAGUUCGCGAUCGCAGACUUCUCCGACGCGUGCGUGCACCUGCGGACUCACCCGGAUGAGCUACGCCACUGCCUGUCGCCAGACGUGGUGCCCGGCUGUACCUGGGCGCUGGGCGACCCUAUCUGGACGCUCUGGGGCACGCGCGCGCAGCGCGACCGGCAGCUCGGUCUCGCGCUGUGGGUCCUCAUCGGCCUCGGUGUCCGUGUCGCGUGGCACAGGGCCGUCCGCGGGCCCGCAGUUGCGUGGAUCGGCGCGACAAUCGCUGCCGAUGUUGCGCCCCGCGAGAUGACCGUCGCUAUCCCCGCCAGCACGAUUGAAGAGCCGCUGGCGCUGCUCGGCCGGCUGGGCAACGGCGCCAUGAUAAGCCUCAGGGUGCUCAAGCAAUGCACUGGGGAACAUUCCUGGGUCGCCGGGCUGCUGCCGCGCAUUCGCUGGGCCGUUGCCAUCCUGUGCGCGGUCGCUGCGUUGGCAGAGAGGGAUUUCCGCUCGGGCGCGGAGGGCCGCAGGCGGCAGCAGAGGGGGGGCCCGCGCCCGAAGUGCGGCAUGGUCGCGGCCAAGCGUGUUGCAUUGCCCGUGCGGUGGCUCACGGCCCUGUGGCGAGGCAUGGAGGGGCCUGUGACCAGGCGAAUCGCGUGGGACAGCAACCCGCCAGCUACAGUCAUCAUCGUCGACGCUUCCCCGUGGGGCCUCGGGUUGAUAUCGGCCCACGCAGCCACUGGCAGGGUCGUGGAGUAUGCCUUCGGCGACGUGCUCGACGACAUCUCGCUGCUCCUCAUCCGGCGGGGGUGCUCCAGCGCCCAGCAGGCCUUGGAAGCGUUGGCGCUUCUGGUGGCGCUGAAACUGUGGGGCCGCUUGCUGCGCGCAUCGUCGGCUACAGUUGACAUGCGGGGGGGCAAUUCCGCGGCCCUUGCCCUGGCGCGGAUAUUGUCCAGUUCUUCGCCAGUCAUGAACUUCGUCGGGGCCGAGCUGGCGCUGGAGCUGGAGUCCCUGGACAUCCGCGACUUGUGCCUGACGCGCAUCCCAGGCGACUGGAAUCGCACGGCCGAUUGGCUGUCGCGGAUGUCGGCCCCGGGGCGCCUGCCCGAUGCGCCCGCAGCGCUGGCUGGCGCCGAGUGCCG
Prorocentrum cordatum is the source of this 3314-nucleotide messenger RNA. The record is from the annotation of a GenBank genome assembly. NCBI's taxonomy places the organism in Eukaryota, Dinophyceae, Prorocentrales, Prorocentraceae.